Messenger RNA from Dibothriocephalus latus, 621 nucleotides. Lineage: Eukaryota; Metazoa; Platyhelminthes; Cestoda; Diphyllobothriidea; Diphyllobothriidae. The record is from the annotation of a GenBank genome assembly.
AGUGUUUUGGUGCUGACAUUCGGAGCUCAGGGUCUGGGACGCGCUGUCAGUUUUCUGCCUUCAUUAAAUGAAGCUGUGGAAGGUGCGAAGAAAAUAUUCGCUACCCUCGACCGUCGGUCUAGACUGCCAACGAACGAAGGUGAAGAACCGGAUAUUGCUGUUCGUGGAGAAGUCGAAUUUCGCAACGUGCACUUCAGAUAUCCAACGCGUCCAGGUUUCGAAGUGCUGAAGGGCUUCGAACAUUCUGUCAAGAGCAAGACCAACACAGCCUUUGUCGGUCAAUCGGGUUGUGGGAAGUCGACUUGCCUACAGCUUAUCCAGCGGCUAUAUGAUGCUGAUAAUCUUGGUCAGCAGAGUGGCAUUUUCCUGGACGGUAUAAAUGUACGCCAACUUAAACCCGCCUGGAUUCGCCGACAUAUUGGUAUCGUCUCCCAGGAACCAAAUCUCUUUGACAUGAGCAUUCGAGACAACAUUGCUUAUGGCGCACUGGACAGGGAGGCCACUAUGGAGGAGAUAAUUGCGGCAGCCAGAGGUGCCAAUAUACAUGACUUCAUACAGAGCCUUCCAGAGGUAUGGCCAAAAAGCGCGCACUACUACACUAGUGCAUAUAAAUUUGGCUGA